AUGUGAUGGUAGAAAGGAUCCUAUAUUUUGUGUUUAAGCUUGUGACACUUUCUUCGUCUCGACCUCACUUGUUCGUGACAUCAAUUGUCUUGCUAAUAGUGUAAAUCAUAACGCUGCCUGUGGUCAUCGGGAUCGUGCCUUAGGCGCGGUGCUCCACAUUCCAGGGUACCGUAAAAAAUUAUCACAAUUUUACUCUCGGCUUAUCACUACGGUGAAUAUGGUACCGAGCAGUGUCCUCUUCUUCAAUCAUUUCUCAUUUGGCGUCUGGACGGACCGGUAGUAAAAUUGUGGUAGAUGAAGAAAUAAAACAAAAUGGCUGCUACUGCGGUAUAUUUUAGUUUUAUAGUGUGCUUAUAUCAUGUAAAUUCUUUAAAUUUACCCGGUCCCCUGGUGUACGUAGUGACUCCCUCGCCUCGCACGCCGGCCGCGCUGAAGAUCGACGAGGGAAGAUCGGCGCCCUUCUAUUACCACAACUGGAUGAGGAGGAUGGAUUCGCCCCAAAACGCUUCGAGGACCACAACGACCACAACGACCACUACGCCCAAAGUGGAAACGCCGGAUUUAAUAUUUGCCGAAUUCGAAUCUCAUAAUGGAGACAACUAUAGGAAAUCAUUGAGGAACCUUUUGGAAAAAGAAAAAAUGCAAACCAAGAUAUCUACGACCACAAAGAAGCCGAUAUAUGUCCCCGACGUCGUCCCGGAGCAAACGCCUCAAGUAAAUUAUGUUGUACCAGACAGUAAUACACAUGACGAAGACAAAUUGAAAGCGAGCACUCCUGAUAUGACUGAUUAUUUUGCUCUUUAUAAUAAUCUGUACGGCAACAACAACAACAUCGCCGCCCCAGUAUUCAUUCCAACACCCACUACGGCGUCCACCACGAUCACUACCACAACCGCUGCCCCAAAGUUGAAUAAUGUAGAGGAUAUCUGGCAUGUGAUCGAUAGUGAAAAGCAUAAUCAAUUUGCUGGACAGUGGGAAGAAGUGCCUGUUGAUGCUGAUAAUGAUAAAACAAAAACACAGACUAUGAUUUCCCAGGAGGAACCCCAAAAAGAGGAUAAAACUAAAAACGAAGACAUGAUCGAUGACAACUUUGCUUUACCUGGAUUUGGAACAAAUCCUGGAAACGGAGCUGAGAAUGAAUCUAGGGCAAUUCGUACUGAACCUAACAUUCGUUUUCCCUACAUUAAUUUAAAACCCUUCCAAGUAAAAAACUCAUUUGCAAACAACAAGAAAACCAAUAAUGGCAUGUUUACGAAUUUGGAUAACUUUCAUGAAAUAACAAAUCCAGUUCGAGGAGAAACCCAAGACGUUAUGCCGGCACGCCAGCCCAUCGAUCGUUACAACCCUGCGCAAUCGUAUGUGCCACCAUCUAGAUUUGGCAAAAUAAAUACAAAACAAGAUUCUAGCGCCUAUUCUCCACCUGUAAAAUCAGUUGCAAACUUGGUGCCUCCUCCUCCUCCUCCGCCACCAUCUACUGGCGACAAUUUCCCUGCCCCCGACAGCUACGAAUCAUUCCCACCUUUUGCUUCCGUUGAUACGAAUCCUGCAUCGGCUCCUCCUGCCGUCCCAAGUCCUCCACUACCCCCAUCAGUUCCCAAACCUUCACCUCCAAAGUAUCAACCUCCAGUGGACACACCGGCAUACGACUCACCGAGUGAUGAUGGCGAUUCUGAUAGUCCACCUAUGGAUGUAGGCUACCGAUACAAACCACCUUCACCCCCUGCUAAACCUUUUCUACCGACUUUGCCACCUUUAUCAAAACCAUUUAAGGGAUACUCGUAUGAUAAACCAGGGAUGCCAUUAGAUGAUUCACCCGUAAUGGAUAAACCGCAGUUCCAUGGUUAUCAUUAUAAAAAACCAGAGCCUGAGGCUCCCCCCAGCGACGAACUUCCACCGAGUCCAAGUUACGGGCACCACGGACCGCCUUCGUAUCAAGGACCUGACUAUCCCGAGCUAAUCUUUAAUAAAUAUCAUGGCAACGAUGACAGCAAAGGUGGCGACGACAUGAAAGGAGAUGACAUGAAAGGAAAUGAUAUGGGAAUGAUGCCUCCGCCUCCAGCGCCCGAUAUGGACAAUUCUGGUCCGCCUUCUGACGAUCAUGGAUUUCCCCAUGACUUCCCAGGGGAUUUCAAAUAUCACCACGACUUUGACGAUCACGACUUCUACCAUCAUCAUCAUCAUCAUCCUACAACCACAACAACUACGACGACCACGGAGAUGCCUCGUGUCAAUAGAUACAGUUAUUAUUACUUGGGUAAAAAGCUGUAUUACUUGCCGCUAUAUUUUAGCGUUUACUUCAUAUGUUAUGUAGGGGCAUUAAUUAUCAAGGCGGUGUUACGGCACAAGAUUGUAUACCCUAACAGCUUUAGACCAAACGAUCAAACAUCCAGUUUCUUUUCAAAGCGUUCUGUAGAUUCAUGGGAUCUAUCAAAUGAAAAUCUUCACGAGAUUACUGGAAGAGUCACGGCCGCCAUCGGAAAAGCUGCUGAAAAAUAUAUGAACAAAGGAAUAAAACAAGAAUAAAUGUGCCACAAAGUGCCAACGAGUAUAUCGCAAUACUAGGUGAUAGAGAGUCAUGGAUAUUAGUGUGUAAUAUUAAUAUUGUUAAAUUAUAAAUUUGUUGUGAACUGGACAUAUUCAAUUGUGAAAAAAAGGUAAAAUGUUUGGGUAUAGUUCAUUGUCACAACGAAAUUAAAUAUAUGAAGAG
Messenger RNA from Cydia splendana, 2707 nucleotides. RefSeq lists its product as uncharacterized. The transcript is spliced from 2 exons. Bases 313 to 2523 code for a protein of 736 amino acids. Lineage: Eukaryota; Metazoa; Arthropoda; Insecta; Lepidoptera; Tortricidae. The record is from RefSeq and is a predicted model, not a curated record.